Messenger RNA from Plasmodium fragile, 864 nucleotides. RefSeq lists its product as uncharacterized. The transcript has a single exon. The record is from RefSeq and is a predicted model, not a curated record. The coding region runs from base 1 to 864 and encodes 287 amino acids. Lineage: Eukaryota; Apicomplexa; Aconoidasida; Haemosporida; Plasmodiidae.
AUGUCAAUCAAGAUACACAAAGAUGAGAGUAAGCGGGUGCACGUGUGGAUAAGGAGUGCCAUCGGCACUCCCAACAGGAGGCAAUACAAGCAUAAAAAUAUUAUGUAUCCCUAUUUUCGCAUGUACAAGUCACCAUACAGAGCGCGCGAUUCGCGGACUCGACAGGCAUUCUGGCCAUGUGUUGACAAGUACCCAUGGCACACUCAUCAAAAAAGGUGGGUAAAACCAGAAGAACUAAAUGUAAAAUUCUUUUCCGAGUUUGUUAAUAAGCCGCCAGACAAGAAAAACUUAUUUGAGACGUGCCACACCCUGCCCUUUAAUGGAGUCAACUGUCUUUUUUGGAACCCAAUUUAUUUAAAUAGUUAUAAAUAUUCUGCCAAAUGUAGCAAAGACAAGAAGACGGAUGAAGAGGACACAGGGGACGAGGAGAUGAAUAAGAAGAACGAUGUGGACGGUGGGGAACACCCUGUCGAGGCGUCGACGCCCAUGGGCGACUAUGCAAACAGAAAAGUGAUAAGGAUAAACAACUUUUACUACAUUGUGCAUAGCCAGGCCAAAAAAAACCUUUAUUUUUACCUCAAGUGUAUCCGCUACAGCAUGAGGCCCUUCAGAGGAAAAAUAAUAGGAGACCUCUACAUGAACGAAAGAAAGAUACGAAGCAACAUCUCCACAAAUGGGAUAAUAAAUGGCGAGUGGAAAUAUUCCUUUCCUCAUGUUAAGAUAUGUGAAAAGUGUUCCGACGCCAUGCUAGAUGAUACUGUGGCGGAGGAAGAACCCGAGGGGGAAAUACUUGACCAGUUGGUUAUAGCUGAUAAGUAUACCUACCGCCCUCCCCUGCCCAAGUGUUUUAGCGGGCCGUCAUAA